CUGAGAUAGAACAACUCAGAGCUCACCUGACUGAUCUCAUCUCUCCGUCUAUCAGGUAUCUCUCUUUUACAAUCUAUUUUAGAACAGAAAUAGAGUAACUGAGCUUCAUUUAAAGUCGAGAAGAUGCAUGCUUCUACACCAGACUGCUGAAAUUACUUUUCUAUUUCCAUUAUUUUGGACUACAGAAGAAGUGGCUUCAAUUGAAAAAUAAAAAAGAAGAAUGUACUAGAGAAGACUUGGGAAAUAGAUUAAUAAUAUUAAUAAUAUCACAAGAAGUAUAUUAAACGACAGAAGUGUUUUUUAACUAAAUUGUGAAGUGAAGAGGACUGUUCUACAGAAAAAAACACUCUACUUGCAAAACUCAAAAAGACUGAACUUUAAAAGAAAAGAUUUUACAGAAAAAAACGAAAGAAGAUUGGACUAUACAGGGAGAAGUGGAUUUAAAGAAGAAGUGGUUGUGGUCGUAUAUCACACAUGAAGAAGACUGGAUUCUGAAAGCAGUGGUUCUCACUUAAAAGCUAAAAAGACUGUACUACAAAUGUUGUAAUACGAGGACUGGAUUACAGAAGAAUUUGUCCUACCUGACAAAUUAAGUACACUGGCUGACACAAAAAAAUCUGUAAACUAACCUAAAAAAAAAGACAGGAUUACAGAAGGUGUGGUCCUAAUGUACACAUUAUGAAGAAUACACUACAUACAAAGUGGUAGAAGAAUUAAAAAAACAUAGUCCGGACUAAAAAAAUAAAUAAAGAAUCCUAAACUACAGAAGAAGUGUUUAACUAAAUUAUAUGUUCUAUAGAAAAAGUACCCUUCUUGCAAAAUUUACAAAAGACUAGACUUUUUUUGUUGGAAAAAACUAAGAAGAUUGGACUAUACAUGAAGAAGUGGAUUUACCAUAAAAAAAUUAGGAAGAGCUAAAAUUGAUCUAUUGAUUGAGGUUGAUCUAGAGAAGAAGUGGUUAUAGCUGGAACAGUUUAAAAAGUCUAGAAGCUUCUUCUUCUUCUUCUUUUCUUUUUCAUUGCUUGAACAAUGGAGAACUUUACUUCAUCCAACACCACUUUUGGCACUUGGCCUGACCACAGUCUACCAUACAAGUUGAUCAGCACUUUAAUAGUUCUCACUAUUUGCGCCCUGGGAAUUGUCGGCAACGUGAUGGUGAUUCUGGUGGUGCUCACCACCAAGCACAUGCGUACACCCACCAACUGCUAUUUGGUGAGCUUGGCAGCUGCUGACCUCAUGGUGUUGGUGGCUGCUGGUCUUCCCAGUGUGGCUGAUAGCCUGUACGGCUCGUGGCUGUUUGGACGAGUCGGCUGCCUGUGCAUCACCUACUUUCAGUACCUGGGCAUCAACGCCUCCUCCUGCUCGAUUACAGCCUUUACUGUGGAGAGGUACAUCGCUAUCUGCCACCCGAUCCGCGCCCAGUCCCUGUGCACCUACACCCGAGCUAAGAGGAUCAUUCUGGGCGUGUGGGUGACCACCUCGCUCUACUGCGUCAUGUGGUUCUAUCUGGCUGACAUCGAGGAGCUGGUGUACGAGGAUGCCACCAUCGUGUCCUGUGCUUACAAAGUGUCUCGGAACCUUUAUCUACCCAUUUACUUCUUUGAUUUUGGUGUCUUCUUCGUCCUGCCCCUCACGCUGUCCACUGUGCUGUAUGGGCUCAUCGCGAGAAUUCUCUUUCUGAACCCACUUCCCAAAACCAAGAGCAAGAACGGACAUGACGGCGUUUACUCUGGGAACAAGACGAACGGCCUUAAAAGUUCGAGUCAGUGCUCCAGUACGACGGCUGCUUCUCGAAGACAGGUAACCAAGAUGCUGGCGGUAGUGGUCAUCCUCUUCGCCGUGCUCUGGAUGCCCUACCGCACCCUGGUGGUGGUCAACUCCUUCCUACAGGAGGCGUACCUGGACGCCUGGUUCCUGCUCUUCUGCCGCACCUGCGUCUACCUAAACAGCGCCAUCAACCCCGUGAUCUACAACGCCAUGUCUCAGAAGUUCCGCGCCGCCUUCAAGAGACUCUGUAGAUGCGGCCCACGGGUUCAGGCCAAGCAGGCGGCGUAUAGCGUGGCUUUAACUUACAGUGUUGCUAAGGAGACGUCUAUGAUCGAGAGCACGGAGCACUUCUCCACGGAGAUGGAAGAUCUGACGGAAGGACCAGAAGAUUUAACGGAAGAGCCGAACUAGAAGGAGCCACUUUCAGUUUAUUUUCAGGUUUUAUUUAUGACACAACCCAGGCAAUCUUUACCAAACCCUCGAUAAUUCUGGUUCAUAAUAUACAGCAUGUUCUAGGAGUCUAUACAUUGUUUGAGCUUAUCUCCAGGAACCUUCCAUAAAAAGAAAAUCUUUACAGGACUGUAAUCCUUCAAAAUCCAUCCAUCCAUUCAUUAACACCAGAUUAGAGAUUGAUUUCUGUUUGAGUUCUGUUUGAAUUCCUCUCUAAAUAAGUGAAUAAGCCACAGUGUGGGGGUGCACGGCUAUUUUUAUGAUCUGCAGCUUCUGCCAGUUCCAAUCUGCCAGUUGAUUAGCAGCUAAUGUUCAGCUCCAGUUCUCACAUCAUAAUGAGAAUAAUGUGAAAAAUUACACACCUUUGUGUUUGGAGCACUGUUGCAUCCAAACACGGAAGGAAGUCCAUCUAACUCUGAAUCCUGAUAAAUGUGAAGAAAAUGAAAGAGACCAUAUUCUUAUUUGUAAAGAGACCUGUGUAUAUAUCUUUAAAGCCUUUGAAGCCAAGGCUGUUUUCUGUUAUAACACAGUAAUUAUAUCAGACAGACACAUGUCCUGAUCUCUUUUACUCCAGAAGACAUACGGCUGCUCAAAAAUAUCAUCAUUUAAAAUGUAAAAAGAAGCAGAAUUGUUAUAUUUUCCUUUUUUUUUUUUUUUUUUGAAUGUAUAGACUUAAAUAUAUUCAUAAAAUGGUUAGGUUAGAGUGUUUAUGAGUUAAAAAAGCAUAAGAAUAUUGAUGAUUUGAGUUCAUUACAUGGAUUAUUAUUACUUUUUACAAAAUACAUGGAGAAACAGCAUCAGGCAGAGUUAUUUUAUUUUUCUUGAUAAUCAGUAAUCACACCGCUAGGAUACAUGUGGAUUUCAGUAUUUUUUCAGUAUCAGGACACCAAAAGUAUAACAAAACUAAAUACACAAAUUUAAACUUUUUAGUCUAAAUGAAUAUAAAAAUGUUUAGUGCAAAAUAAAAUAAAUAAAAUAAAAACUAUAUAAAGUAGUGCGCACACCAUACCUAGCUUUAGUUUGAGUAAAGCAGGUAGUUUCACACUUUUUCUGUGGAAACUUUUGAGUCUUUAUUUACUGAUAUUAUUUGGUUUUAAACAUCAUAUAAAUAUGUUUGAAGCACUAAAGGUAAAUAAUAUUGGUUGGGGAAGGAGAUUUUUCACUUUUUUAGGUGUUUUUCUCUCAAUGGGUUUCUUGUAGAUUUAGCUUUACCGCACUGGGAUGUGAUCACCAUUUUUAGAAAGAGUAAGCUCCGCCCUUUCUAACCAUAUAUGGAUUAUGUUUAUGUGUGAAGGGAUUCCUGAGUAAUUAAGCUCACAAGAACACAAGGUAUA
This is a messenger RNA of Astyanax mexicanus (Mexican tetra), 3551 nucleotides long. It is a transcript of the gene trhrb, whose product is annotated as thyrotropin-releasing hormone receptor b. Gene Ontology annotation, molecular function: thyrotropin-releasing hormone receptor activity. NCBI's taxonomy places the organism in Eukaryota, Metazoa, Chordata, Actinopteri, Characiformes, Acestrorhamphidae. Gene Ontology annotation, cellular component: membrane. Gene Ontology annotation, biological process: phospholipase C-activating G protein-coupled receptor signaling pathway. The record is from RefSeq and is a predicted model, not a curated record. The transcript has 2 exons. The coding region runs from base 1030 to 2178 and encodes 382 amino acids.